This is a messenger RNA of Balaenoptera musculus (blue whale), 1890 nucleotides long. It is a transcript of the gene MEIOB, whose product is annotated as meiosis specific with OB-fold. The record is from RefSeq and is a predicted model, not a curated record. Gene Ontology annotation, biological process: resolution of meiotic recombination intermediates. Gene Ontology annotation, molecular function: single-stranded DNA binding; single-stranded DNA 3'-5' DNA exonuclease activity. The transcript is spliced from 14 exons. Lineage: Eukaryota; Metazoa; Chordata; Mammalia; Artiodactyla; Balaenopteridae. Bases 183 to 1598 code for a protein of 471 amino acids.
CUGCGCUAACGGUCGCGCGGCCUUCCUCGCGCGACGGUAGUCGAGCUGUUGGGUUGUGGGCCGAACGCGCUGUGGAGAAGCGGCCAGGCGGGGCCUGUGUGUGGUGGACCGCUGUCCAGGUGCGAGGAGCGGCUAAGCGAGCGCUCCAGGGAGAAGCCGGCGCGGACGCCUGAGGUAAAAGAAUGGCUAACUCCAUUGCAUCAAAGAACUUUACUGCACUUUCAGACCUGCAUCCAAAUAUGGCUAAUCUGAAAAUAAUCGGCAUAGUUAUUGGAAAAACAGAUGUCAAAGGCUUUCCAGACAGAAAAAAUAUUGGAUCAGAAAGGUACACUUUCAGUUUCACCAUUCGUGAUUCAACAACCCAUUUUGUAAAUGCAACAUCGUGGGGCAAGGAAGAUUACAUCAGAUCACUUUCUGAUGGCUUUCGUGUUGGCGAGUGCGUGAUAAUUGAAAAUCCCCUGAUCCAAAGAAAGGAAUUAGAAAGAGAAGAAAAGUUCAGCCCUGCAACUCCUAGCGAUUAUAAGCUAUUGCUCAGUGAGAAUCACUCAAUGGUAAAAGUUUGUUCCAGUUAUGAAGUGGAUGCGAAGCUACUUUCUUUGAUAUACUUACCUGUUAAAGAGUCUUGUGAUUAUUAUUCAUUGGGUGACAUUGUUGCAAACGGACACAGUCUUGAUGGGAGAAUUAUUAAUGUCCUUGCAGCUGUGAGGUCGGUUGGAGAGCCAAAAUACUUUACAACUUCAGACCGAAGAAAAGGCCAGAGGUGUGAAGUUAAACUCUAUGAUGAGACAGAGUCUUCUUUUGCAAUGAUAUGUUGGGAUAAUGAAUCUAUUCUACUUGCACAGAGCUGGGUGCCACGAGAAACAGUAAUAUUUGCCUCAGAUGUAAGAAUAAGUUUUGACAAAUUUCGGAACUGCAUGACAGCAACUGUAAUCUCAAAAACCAUUAUUACAACUAAUCCAGAUACACCAGAAGCUAACAUCCUAUUGAAUUUUAUAAGAGAAAAUAAAGAAACGAAUCCUCUGGAUGAUGAAAUUGACAGUUAUUUGAAAGAAUCCACAAAUUUAAAUACAAUAGUUGAUGUCUAUACAGUUGAACAAUUAAAGGUAAAAGCUUUGAAGAAUGAAGGAAAAGCUGAUCCUAUCUAUGGAAUUCUUUAUGCUUACAUUUCUACACUGAACAUUGAUGAUGAAACUACAAAAGUAGUUCGAAAUAGAUGUUCAGGCUGUGGUUACGUUGUAAAUGAAGCAUCCAGCACUUGUACAACUUGCAACAAAGAUUCUUCAGAAUUUAAAUCAGUUUUUCGCAGCUUCCAUAUGCUAAUUGAUCUUACUGAUCACACAGGUACCCUCCAUUCCUGUAGUCUCACAGGAAGUGUUGCUGAGGAGACUUUGGGCUUCACGGUAAAUGAGUUUCUUGCAAUGACGGAUGAACAGAAAACAGCAUUAAAGUGGCAAUUUCUUUUGGAAAGAAGCAAAAUUUAUUUAAAAUUUUUUUUAUCUCACAGAGCAAGGGGUGGACUGAGAGUGAGUGUGCUCUCCUGUAAGCUCGCAGAUCCUAUCGAGGCAAGUAGGAACUUGUCUGGACAAGGAAAUAUUUAAAAACCAGACGUCAUUUUAAACUCUGGAAAAGAAUACGAGUUUUAACCGCCUUUAAAGUGGAAAACGAGUUUGAAAAUUACAGAUAAAAUUGUAUUUUGUUCAAAUGUGGUGAGAAUGUUUCUGUAAAUUGUUAUUCUGUUUCCCCCUGGAGUCCGUUAAGAGUAAAUCCUAAAAUCUCCCUCUUAUUCAAGUUCAUUUCUUAGAAGGCCUUUUCUACUGGCUUUGCCCUCUCUCUUCCCAAGUUGGAAAGUGUUUGCAUGAAUUAAUAAACAAGUUUAAUCUUUCCCACAGA